Molecule: messenger RNA, 2012 nt
Organism: Cyprinodon variegatus (sheepshead minnow)
Lineage: Eukaryota; Metazoa; Chordata; Actinopteri; Cyprinodontiformes; Cyprinodontidae
Product: leishmanolysin-like peptidase
Exons: 14
Coding region: 42-1886 (614 amino acids)
Biological process (GO): proteolysis; cell adhesion
Cellular component (GO): membrane; cytoplasm
Molecular function (GO): metalloendopeptidase activity
Source: RefSeq, a predicted model, not a curated record
UAAUCUGGGUAUGGGCUCUGCUGGUGUUAACAGGGUUGCAGAUGCCUGCAGCCCAACAUGGCUGUAUUUUUGAUCAAGUUCAGGCUCAGGUCAGAGUAGUUAGAGCCGCUUCCAUGCAGGCUGGAGUCAGACCAACAACCGAGCAGAAGCUCCAGCUGACCCCUGAACAUCAAACCAGACUGGGGGUCAAAGAGAGGAGCAUCCUAGAAGAUGGAGUCCAUCCUCCCUCCAACCUUUUGCAGCCAAUCAGGAUAAAAACCUGGACUACUACAGAAAGUUACCCUCUUCCUACAGUUGAGAAAGAGAGGCUGGGGAGAGCUGUGGAAGAGGCUGUGAGGGUAGUGUCUUCUUUACUUUCAGUGAACAGAACCGUAGGGACAUUACUGCUGAGCAGAGACAUCAAUAAAUACUGCAAGUUUGUCUGGAGGAACUCAAGCCUGCUGAACUACAACAGAUGUGGAAAAGCCAACAAAAACUACAGAGGUGAAACCUGUCUGGAUGUCACAAUCCCAGAUGAGCAUCUGUCUGGCUGUGAGGUUUACCCAGAGGCCAAUUCUUCACUGAGGACCAUUGUCAGACCUGGAGGAGCCGGGCUUCCCGACACAGACUUCCUGGUUUACAUCCAUGUACAAGCCACUGAUAAAUGUAGAGCAGAGUCCAGCAUCCUCGCCUACGCUGCCCAUUGCCAGACGGACACCCAGGGACGACCUGUGGCCGCUGUGGUGGUCCUCUGCAGGGACAGGCUGACUGGAGCCGCUUACAGCCACCAGACUACAGUCCAGACUGUGAUCCAUGAGAUGUUUCAUGCUCUUGGGUUCUCUAAGGAUCUCUUCAACUCCUGGCAAGACUGUUCAUCCUCCAAUCAAGGUGCCUCCUGUUCUCCUUGGAAUAAGGUGAUUCACUCAGACAGUUUAGGACAGAUGAGGAUUUACACUCCGACCAUCAUCUCAGCGCUGCAGAGACACUUGAUGUCUGCUGACCCUGAGCUGGGAGGACCGCUGGAGAACCUGGAUGAAGCAAAGGUUUCCUCUCACUGGGAGUCCCGGGUCCUGCAGGGGUCCAUCAUGGCGGCAGCGCUGGGAGACCCAUCCACAGUCCGGAUCGACCCAGUCACAUUAGCGGCGUUACAGGACACAGGAUGGUACUCUGUGAACCUGAGCCAGGCCCAGAGUCUGGUCUGGGGAGACGGUGAAGGAGCCUCAUUUGGUUCUCUGUCGACCUGCAAGGACAACUCAUCCUUUUUCUGUACUGGAAGUGGAGUCGGAUGUCACUUCCUUCACCUCCACAAGGGGAAGUGUCAGACGGAUCAGUACCUGGAAGGCUGUCGGGUCUAUAAACCCCUGGAGAACAGAAGUGAAUGUUGGAAGGAAGAAAACUCCAAAAACGAUGCAGAAAACUGGAGUGGUGAGGUUUUUGGCUUCGACAGCCGCUGCUUCUUCUCUAGCCUCAUCAAACAGGGAAGCACUGUUCGGAUCGGUAACUCUGCUGAGGGUCGCUGUUACAAACACAGGUGCUCUGGACUGAACAGGUACCAGAUCCAGGUAUCUGGUUCUGAGUGGAUGGACUGUCCAGCAGGGGGAGCCAUUCAGAUUGAAGGAUAUCAAGGGGAAGUGUUUUGCCCUGACAGGCGGUUGUGUCUUUACCCUGAUGUUUCUCCUCCUGUGGAAGAUGGAAACUCGGCGUCUGUUCGCUCCACAUGCAACCCUGAUGGGAUUUUAGCCCAUGCCACCAUCUGGUCUCCUCUCAGAUCACCCACACAGGCUUUAAUUCUCUUCUUCAGUGCUGCUGCAUGUUUCUUGGUGGUCCUGCUGGUUUGGUACAGGAAGUGUAGGAUCUGCAUGGUCAGGCGCAGCACUGUGGUUCCAGAGGCUCAUGUUAACCUGUAGAAAACCUGUCUUUGAGAACAGGAACUGUAUUUGUUUGUGUGUUAGCCUAUUGCUAAAAUAUGUAUGUUUCCCAUUUCACAGCCAUUUACUGAAAGCCAUGUGAAGAGACUGUGAUCCUGAUUUAAU